CUCAGAUAAAAGACAAACGAGGCAAACGGAGCGUAAACGAGAGGAGCGGAAAAAGAGGAGAAGAAGCGAAAAGAGGAAAAAAGGCGGACAAACAGAAAGAGAGAGAGGAAAGUGCUCGGCUCGGACUCUCGCUGCGCAAACUCGAGGGCGCGCGCGCGCUUUCUGAUGCACCUCUCUUGCACGGGAAUAUUUCAGCGGGAGCAGCACGCGCGCGCGCGCACAGCCGGCGGUUUUUACCUGCAGCUUUGCCCGCGUGCUACUUCGGCUACUUUUGUUUUUUGUUUUUAUUUUUUUUGUUUUUGUUUUUUUGCGUCUAAAUCGUUCUUCUCUGAAGGUUUUGCGCACAUCUGGAUAACUGAGGCUUCACCAGCAGCCGUCAGUCAUUAGUUUGCUUGCUCCCGUCUGAAGUCAGAAAAUGAAGACUGCCAAAGUUAAAAUGACCGCUCCAAGCAAGACGGAUGUAUUCGUGUGUUUAGCUGUGUAAACCAAACAGCGCUGAUCCAUAUCUUAGGAGUAUUUUUAGGCUUGUGGAGGAAGAGAAAUGGACUUAAAGGGAGGAGACGAGAGGGAGGAAGGCAGUCAGAGUUUGCAGGAUGUAUGAAUGUAACCGAGGCUUUGGACAGUGUGUGACGGGGGUCUGAUAUUGUCCGUCGACUUCUGUUCUAGUUUAAAUCCCGGAAAGACUUACCCAAAAAGGGCUCAGACGGACUAUCAACAUCCCUGAGCUGAGAUUCAGUCUUCACUUGGUGGCGGAACAGGACAUCAGUCAUGGAGAGUGCGUGCUCUAUUGAAGAGGAUCUGUCCGGCAGUAAUGGUAGUGGCGCCGGAUCCUUUCCUUUGGUCAAUCGGAGCAUAAAACUCCCCCCAUAUUCACCUGAAGCAACCGCAGCCUUCGCCACAGCCAUCACACUAAUGAUCGUCUUCACCAUUGUGGGCAACAUCCUGGUCAUCAUUGCCGUGCUGACUAGUCGCUCUCUGAGGGGUCCGCAGAAUCUCUUCCUGGUCUCUCUGGCAGCGGCCGACAUCCUGGUGGCCACCUUAAUCAUCCCGUUCUCGCUGGCCAAUGAGCUGAUGGGCUACUGGUACUUCCGCUCAGUGUGGUGUGAGAUCUACCUGGCACUGGACGUCUUGUUCUGCACGUCCUCUAUCGUGCACCUGUGUGCCAUCAGCCUGGACCGCUACUUGUCCAUCUCCAGGGCCGUGACAUAUGGUGCCCAGAGGACACCGCGCCGCAUCAAGUGCGCCAUCUUAGUUGUUUGGCUGAUUUCAGCAGUCAUUUCCUUCCCACCUCUCCUGUCCAUGAACAAGAAAAAAGGGAAGGACUCUGCAGGGUGUCCACAGUGCGAGCUGAACAACGAACGCUGGUAUAUCCUUUACUCCACCGUUGGCUCCUUCUUCGCUCCCUGCCUGAUCAUGAUCCUGGUCUACAUGCGGAUUUAUCAAAUCGCCAAGCAGCGCACAAGGUGCCCACCAGGGGAACCAAGGAAGGAAAUCCCUGCCAGUGCUGCCACCCCUCAACACAAACCCAAGGCUCUUCAGAAUGGCAGAGGAGAUGGUGCCACUACUCCUUGCACCCCUCAGAAAAACCCAACUAUGCCCCGACCUCCCACUCUUGCUGUGCCUCAAGUAGAGUCACUUCACAUGGGCAAGCAGCAGCCAGCAACCACCCCAACCACAAACAACCUUCUGCCCCCUCCUUCACCUUCUGCAGCCUUGACCCCAGCCACCCCUUCUUCUCCUCUAGGACCUUCCCCGUCCCUCUCACCUUCCAUCUCAUCUAACCAAAAGCAAGACCCAGCACCCAAAAAACCCAGUGGGUGGAAGAAGGAGAAGAAGAUUGGCAAGAAGCAUGACAACAACAACGGGGAAAGCUCAACGUCUGAUUCCGACACCGAGCAGGGAGGGAUUGGGACGGAGAUGCCCAUGACGCCCAGCAUUGAACCUAACGCUGGUAUCCACUCGCCUGCCACCAUCCAGAAGUACAGAGACAUGGUCGCCACAGCAAAGGGCACCAGGCUGGCUUCUCGGAGGUCCAAGCAGGAAGGGACACCCAACUCAGCCCGCCGCAAGGCCAUGGUGAACCGGGAGAAGCGCUUCACUUUUGUGCUGGCGGUGGUCAUUGGCGUUUUCGUCGUCUGUUGGUUUCCCUUCUUCUUCUCCUACAGCCUGCAGGCUGUGUGCCCAGAGGUGUGCACCCUCCCCGACCCCCUCUUCAAAUUCUUCUUCUGGAUCGGAUACUGCAACAGCUGCCUCAACCCCGUCAUCUACACUAUCUUCAACAAAGACUUCCGCAGAGCCUUCAAGAGGAUACUCUGCAAGAACACCAAGGGUACAUUCUUUUGACUGACCACUAGGUCUGUGAUCUUUUUGCGGUACAAGUAUCUGGAAAACUGCGUACUGUACAAUUUAUUAAAAAGCACAAUAACUUCAUUGCAAUCGUGUACAUAAGGGCCUUUUUGUGCAGCCCCUGCAAAUCAAGGACUGCAUGCAAUGAUAAAGCACAUUUUAAUAUGUGUCGAAUGAAAGCCACAUGCCAUUGUAUCUGGGAGAAGACCUCCUGGACAUUUGCAGGUUUACUAGAUACCAAGACUCAUCCGACAGACGCACAGCAGAAAGAGAGAACGAACAUCUCGACGGGACUGCAAAAGACAUAUACCCCGUCCUGUUUUAUAGCGGUUAUUGUGCACCUGUGAGGAUAACAAAGUAAAGGGAACACAAUGUAAUAGUGUUUUCCCUUUUUUCGCCUUUCUAAGAAUACCUGCCCUCAGGGAUAGCACAAGUAUGGAUUUCUGUAGGGAUUUCAAUCCAACCAGAGUCUUAUUUUAUCCCUCCAGAAUUCUCACACACACACACAAAAACAUCACAGAGACACACUUUUACACUGAUUCUCCUCCCAGAUACCUGUCAAGCUUUAAUUCUGUGUAGAGAAAAGACAACGAGGGGAGGGAAAUGAAUUGAUGUAGGAUUCACUGAAGGAGCCUAAAAGCUGUUGGAUGCAGAUGGCACUGGGGAGGGGGGUGAUUUCCUUGCCAUGCCCAUCUUCUCCACCUUCCUAAUGCAAGCAUGCUCGCUGAAUACAAAGCACCUACCAUGGACCGGGGAGAGCUUCAUUGUCUUUCUCCAGCAGGUUAUCUGACAGAGGCUCAGCCUGCGUACUAAUGCAGUGAAAAGCUUUAAGGUAGAUGAGGAAUAAAAUAAACAAGCUUGUCAUGGACAUGGCUGAGGAAGAUGUGUUUGUACUUAAAUUGACCCCCAAGACUGAUCACGAGAUCCUAAGACCAUUGCUAAAACCAUAGCAAUGGCAUUACUUACUGUGGUGACUGAAUCAGGGUAAUAAGGACUCUUCCUGAUAUCUGGAAUUGUUUGUUUGUUUAUUUUUCACUUUUCUCUACAAGAACUGGGGAUUUCUGCCAUAAACUGAACUAUCGCACCCUCUGUUUAACCGUUCAGCAGGGUGAUACUUUGGGACUAAGGGCUGAUGGCAAUGACACUUCCUAUUUCGUUCUCUGGUCGCUGUCACUUAUUUGACGACUGCUGUGUCUGUGUGUGCGAGAGAAAGAAACUGCACCUAUUCCGAGCGAGUGUUGCGUGCGACUGGCUCAUGGGUGAAUGCGGAUGUGUGCUGUGGACGACAGUGUGUGCGUAUGCGAUGUACAGGGAGGUUUAUUUGGAUUUUUUUGGGGUUUGUUUCUUUGUGAAUCUUUUGGCCUGUGCAUUAUGAAGAUCCAUCACAAACCCCCCCCCCCUCCUCCUCCUUAUUCCAUUGGCUGAAAAUGGACAAUAUGCGUUCGAUUAAAAAUGGUCGGCAUGCCUUCUUUGCCAGCUCGUGCCAAUGCCUUCAAUCCAGCUCCUUCUUGUGCCAAUGCUGUUACAUGUUUGGCUGCUAAACCGUGUCUUCUUAUACAAAUGAUAUGAAAAGUGGGUUCCCGGCCAGAGCCGUUGUUUGUGUUUGUUUUUUUGUUUUGUUUUUUUUCAUCCCAAAGCAAACAGUUCUGUUAGGUGUGGGAUUGCAGUUUAGUCGUGAAGCCUUUUGAGAUUAAAGGGUAGCAUUGAAAUGUUACGUUGAGAGCUGUGAACAAUUUUGGUUUUGUAUUAUUUAUUUAUUUGCCUGUUUCUGUUUUGCCCAUGCAUAUUUAUUAAUGCCAGUUUGUCAUGGAUUCUUUGUUUUCUCUGUAAGUUGUUGCUGGGCUGGGGGGUGGGCAGUCAGGGAUGGGGCAUGUUAUGUAAAAAAGCUAUAAUUCACAAAGUACUUAAAAGGCUACACAUCAUUUUACAAAAGAGUCUUAACUGAUUGUCACUUAAAGGGGCACUCCGGCCAAUAUGGCACAUGCAACCACUGCUUCAUCUGUAGCCCACCCGCCUCCUACAGCGCUGCCAAAGUAGCUUCUAGAGUGAGAUUUUCAGGUUUAAACACUUGAGAACUUUUCUAAUGAUGAAGUGGGAGGAAGAAAAACUACAACAGAUUUUUUUUUUUUGUUUUGCCAGCUGCCUAAUGUUAGGAAUGCUAGGAAUUUCUCAUCUGUAUUUAUUAGCAUCUACAUCAGUGGCUAUGCUGGCAGUGAGAGUUACUUUAUCACAUGGGUGGGGGAGGGGAGGAUUCCCAAAGGUUGUGUGAAGUGUUGGCAUAAUGCAUGCUGGGUAUUGUAGUGAGAGAACUUUGGAAAGAGAAAAUCGUGAAUUCUGUCAAACUGAUGAGGCUGAGGGAUGCAAUGCUGUAAUAAUAAUAAUAAUAAUAAUAAUACAAUAAAUUUUAGCUUUAGGCCGGAACGCCCCUUUAAUCAGGAUGCCUUUGGUUUACCAUGUCGGGACGUUGCGUUUGGACUGCACUCUCCAAAGCUUUGCGGAGCUUCAUGAUCUCUCCUCUCUGUGUAGUCUGGAUUGCUUUUCUCCACUAUUUGAAAAUAAAGCCACUGAAAUAUG
This is a messenger RNA of Pygocentrus nattereri (red-bellied piranha), 4920 nucleotides long. It is a transcript of the gene adra2b, whose product is annotated as adrenoceptor alpha 2B. Gene Ontology annotation, molecular function: G protein-coupled receptor activity. Lineage: Eukaryota; Metazoa; Chordata; Actinopteri; Characiformes; Serrasalmidae. The record is from RefSeq and is a predicted model, not a curated record. Gene Ontology annotation, cellular component: membrane. The coding region runs from base 769 to 2343 and encodes 524 amino acids. The transcript is spliced from 2 exons. Gene Ontology annotation, biological process: adenylate cyclase-activating adrenergic receptor signaling pathway.